CUUUUUCCUGAAUGAAAUAGUUAAGGCAGAGCAAAGUGAGAGGCAGGCAUAGAACAGAAGAUCUUUGUUCUCCGUCUUACAUUCUUUUCUAACACUUCAAGUGUAUUUUUUCCGCUCUGCAUUCCUGCCUAAACAGAACACAGAAAGAUGAAAUACAUCAUCGGAAUAGGGGGUGUGACCAAUGGUGGCAAAACCACUUUGACCAAUAGACUAAUCAAAGCACUUCCAAACUGUUGUGUUGUCCACCAAGAUGACUUUUUCAAGCCACAAGAUCAAAUACAAGUCGGGGAAGACGGCUUUAAGCAAUGGGAUGUAUUGGCUUCCCUGGAUAUGGAUGCAAUGGUGAGCACUGUGCACGCAUGGACUGAGAAUCCUAUGAAGUUUGCCCGAUCUCACGGAGUUAAUGUUCCUCCUGGCUCAAAGAAGCCGGAUUUGGAUGAUAUCCACAUUCUGAUUGUUGAAGGAUUCCUGCUUUACAACUACAGGCCACUGAUUGACUUGUUCGACAAACGCUACUACUUAGCAGUUCCAUAUGAAGAAUGUAAACGGAGGAGGAGUACACGUAAAUAUACAGUACCUGACCCUCCUGGCCUUUUUGAUGGGCAUGUCUGGCCCAUGUAUCUUAAGCAUCGGAAAGAAAUGGAGGCCAAUGACGUUGAUGUUGUUUAUCUCGAUGGUCUGAAGUCCAAAGAUGAUCUUUAUAUGCAAGUCUUUGAAGAUAUACAGAACAAGCUUUUAAAUUCUUCAUAGGAUCUGUGGGAAACUGAAAAACCAAUGUACAAACUUGGUGUAAAUACUAUUUUGGAUAUUAACAUGUAGCGUUUAAGUAUUUAAAAAGCCUUUCUUGAUACUGUCCUUUGGAAAAUAACUUUAUGUAUAUAGUUGAAAGUUAAGGUAAUUUAUUUACAACUCUGCCAUGGACAGUUUUUUUAUUUUCUUAUUUUAUAUUUAUGAAUGUAUUAAGGAUGAAUUUUUAUAAUGGAACACUUAGAUGAAGUUUGUACAAUACAAUUGUUUAUGCCUGUGUGUCAGUAGUAGCCUUUGUUUAAUUGCUUGUAUAACUCUUCCUUGUACACUCAGUAAAGAAACAUAUUCAUG
Messenger RNA from Hemicordylus capensis (graceful crag lizard), 1098 nucleotides. RefSeq names its product nicotinamide riboside kinase 2 (gene NMRK2). The record is from RefSeq and is a predicted model, not a curated record. Gene Ontology annotation, cellular component: cytoplasm. The transcript has 8 exons. NCBI's taxonomy places the organism in Eukaryota, Metazoa, Chordata, Lepidosauria, Squamata, Cordylidae. The coding region runs from base 148 to 750 and encodes 200 amino acids.